Molecule: messenger RNA, 1056 nt
Organism: Aspergillus nomiae NRRL 13137
Lineage: Eukaryota; Fungi; Ascomycota; Eurotiomycetes; Eurotiales; Aspergillaceae
Product: Zn(II)2Cys6 transcription factor
Exons: 3
Coding region: 1-1056 (351 amino acids)
Biological process (GO): regulation of transcription by RNA polymerase II; DNA-templated transcription
Cellular component (GO): chromatin
Molecular function (GO): DNA-binding transcription factor activity, RNA polymerase II-specific; RNA polymerase II cis-regulatory region sequence-specific DNA binding; zinc ion binding
Source: RefSeq, a predicted model, not a curated record
AUGAGCCUCGUCGACCUCUUACGUCGCCAUAUCCGGAACUAUCAUCCUGAGAGAGAUCCUCCGCAGUCUCGAGCGCGGCAGGCUUGCGGAGCCUGCCAUGCUCGAAAGGAACGGUGUGACGGUGGAUACCCAUGUAAUCGAUGUCAGCAGCGAGGAGCUACCUGUCCAAGUCCUCCGGGGGCGGCUCGUGGCAACAGCAAAUCCCAAGAGGCCCAAACGCGCUUGAACGCGGAUAUAGUGAGUAGGGUGCCUGGUGAAUCCCGGUGGAUUGCCCAGGACUUUAUUGAUAUCUACUUUCACGACUUUCAUCCCACUUGGCCGUUUCUACAUUGGGGGACAUUCGAGCUCUCGAAAGAGCCGUGUAUACUUCUCCAAUCAAUGUUAAUGGUUGGGUUAUGGAUCAAAGGCGACCAAGCCGCGCGGGACACGGCGAUGACUUUCCAUCGUAAUUUGCUUUCUGCGAUUCAAGCUCAAAGGACUCAAUGGUAUAUCUCGGAUUCGGCGACCGGCUGCAACAAUGACAGUCCCUGGCCCAUGGCGACCUACCAGAGCAUCCUUCUACAGCUUAUAUUCGCUGUGUUCGUGGCCAAACAAGAGACCUCGCUUGAUUUGAAUAUGCGUUUUCAACUACAGGAUCCUACAUAUGAACUCCUCACAUCACUUGUGGAAACCUGUCGCCGGCUCGGUUUGUUCUCCUAUCCGAAUAUGCUGGCUCAGCAUCAUUCCUCUGCCCCAAUAGCGCUCAUAUGGGUGAACGUGGAGGAAAUCAAGCGUUUCGGGCUGGCGCUAUAUAAGCUCUGUCGACUCUGUACUCGGAGCACCUCAGCUGAGAUAGAUGGCAGUGACAAGAGAAGGGAGCUUCUAACUCUGACAGACCUGGACUUUUGCAUGCCGGAUAGCGACGAAAUGUGGAACGCUCCGCCGAACACGGGGGUCGAAUUAAUCCGAAGUAGUGCGUUUCAGCAGACAUGCAGGGAUAAUCGAGAUCCAGACAACUGGAUAUCCCAGACAUCGGGGAAAUUGUGCGAUUCUCGGGUCGGUAUUGACUGGAUAUGA